This is a messenger RNA of Euleptes europaea (tarantolino), 755 nucleotides long. RefSeq names its product sodium/potassium transporting ATPase interacting 2 (gene NKAIN2). The record is from RefSeq and is a predicted model, not a curated record. The coding region runs from base 10 to 693 and encodes 227 amino acids. The transcript is spliced from 8 exons. Gene Ontology annotation, biological process: regulation of sodium ion transport. NCBI's taxonomy places the organism in Eukaryota, Metazoa, Chordata, Lepidosauria, Squamata, Sphaerodactylidae.
UCGGAAGCCAUGGGUUAUUGCAGCGGCAGGUGCACGCUGGUCUUGAUCUGCGGCAUGCAACUGGUGUGUGUGCUGGAGAGACAGAUAUUUGAUUUCCUUGGUUAUCAGUGGGCACCAAUCCUGGCAAAUUUUGUACACAUUAUUAUAGUCAUACUUGGCUUAUUUGGAACCAUCCAGUAUAGACCUCGCUACAUAACAGGAUAUGCUGUCUGGCUAAUCCUAUGGGUUACAUGGAACGUAUUUGUUAUAUGUUUCUACUUGGAGGCUGGGGACCUAUCAAAGGAAUCAGAUCUUAUUCUGACUUUCAAUAUCUCAAUGCACCGUUCUUGGUGGAUGGAGAAUGGGCCUGGUUGCACAGUGACAUCCGUAACCCCAGCCCCAGAUUGGGCCCCGGAAGACCAUCGUUACAUCACUGUCUCAGGGUGUGUUCUUGAAUACCAAUAUAUAGAAGUUGCUCACAGUUCCCUACAGAUCUUUCUUGCACUGGCAGGAUUCAUCUACGCCUGUUAUGUUGUGAAAUGUAUCACCGAAGAAGAGGACAGCUCUGAAUACCCGAUGAUGGGAGGAAGAUUGGUCUACUGGCUCCCUGGAGCAAACCAAAUUGAUUUCAUAGGAGGAUUUGACUCUUACGGCUAUCAAGGCCCUCAGAAGACAUCUCAUUUACAACUACAGCCAAUGUACAUGUCAAAGUGACCCGAGUAAAGUGUGUGGUUGAGCUGAAAGACCUGUCCGAGAACUUAUUCCAGCAUGGCCUC